AAAAGGGGGGCGUCGGCGUCGGCCGGUGGUCCGUGCAAAACGGAGGCAGAAGGACGGCUGCUGCUUUUUCAGACCGGUCGGUAAAAGUAUAGCCGAACAGUUCGGCGACGGCGGAACAGCCAAUGAACAUAAAUGGUGCGUCGUGACGCAACAGGGCCCCGUUGAUAAGGAGCGGAGAGUCCAACCGGGACCUGAGAAGGGGGAACGGCGGUUUUGGGGGGCCAGCAAACACUCGCCUAUCAUCAGUCAACGUAAAGCCAACUCCUCCUCUUCUGCUGUUACGCACAUGUAUGCAGCCUCCUUGGCAAAAGACAAAACAUGAACUAAAACAGAAAGGAAAGCUGCUUCUCCCAGACGUCCGGCAGGAUUUUAUAAAGCAAAGUCUGUGUGCUUGUUUUUAAUUUUUCUAUUUUUCUCCUGCAAAGCAAAAAAAAAAAAAUAGUUUGAGAGACAUAAAUCAGCUGCUGCAUCAACUUGGACUGUUGAACCUGGAGGAGAGGGAGGAAGCCUUUCACAGGCUCCCUGUCAGCUCUCUCUCUCUCUUUUUUUUGGGACAUAUCUUGUUUUGUUGGUGACUGUGUGAUGCAGAAGACUGCUGCUCAGCUCUGGCAGUGACAUUUGCACAGAGUUACUUUAUUGUUCUGCAGAAAAAAAAGGGGAGAAAUUUGUCAAUGCUUUGCAGACUGUCGAAAUCCUGAAAUAUUACCCCCGGCAAAGGAGGAGGCAUCGGUGCUGAGACCCAUGCAGCGGGGGCUUCCAUAGUUGGUAUGUUUAUUCACCGUAAAUGGAAAAGAAAAUAUAGAAAGAGUAAUUGGUAAUAUCACAGAAUAAUAUCAGACGUGAGAGAAAAAUAGAGCUCAGUAAGAGAAACGGAAUCUGCGCGCUUAUUUAUGAAUUAAUCAUAGCUUAUUAAUAAUGAGAGCUGCAGAGAUUCGGAUGACGGUUUCCAUUGGCAGAUGAGACGUAGUGUGGAGAACACGUGUCCAAUUUUUCCCUCAUAUUUUUUCCUCCCUGAUCUGGAUUUCUCACUUGUCACGGCAAGAAAGGAAAACCUAAAAAAACGAGAAUUCUGAGUGGCGUUACGGCGCACGGUUUUGCUUCUGAUGGACAUCUUGGCUUGCAGAUCCGAAGAGAACAGUUAUAAUAUCCUCCCCUCUGCGGCAACGAUGCUUUUCCAUGGCCUCCCUGGAGGCGACGUGCACGGUGUGGUGGAAGAAAUGGACCGGAGAGGAAAGAGCGAGUCAGCGGCCAUCAGCUCAGCCAUCGAUAUGGGGGAAUCAGAGACGUCCAUGCCGUGUAUGACCAGCGAGCGCGUGGCUCUGUGCGCGGGCUGCGGCAGGAAGAUCGCGGACCGUUACUACCUGCUGGCCGUGGACAAACAGUGGCACAUGCGCUGCCUCAAGUGCUGCGAGUGUAAACUCAACCUGGAGUCUGAGCUCACCUGCUUCAGCAAGGACGGUAGCAUCUACUGCAAGGAGGACUACUACAGAAGAUUUUCGGUGCAGAGAUGCGCUCGGUGCCACCUGGGGAUCUCAGCCUCGGAAAUGGUGAUGCGGGCCCGGGAUCUGGUCUACCACCUCAACUGCUUCACUUGCACCACCUGCAGCAAGAUGCUCACCACCGGGGACCACUUUGGCAUGAAGGACAGUCUGGUGUACUGUCGGCUGCACUUUGAGACUCUCAUCCAGGGAGAAUAUCAGACACAUUUUAACCACGCGGACGUUGUCCCGCACAAAGGCCUGGGCCCGGCCAACACGCUCGGACUAUCCUACUUCAACGGCGUGGGGACAGUGCAGAAAGGCCGGCCCAGGAAGAGGAAAAGCCCCGGGCCGGGAGCCGAGCUGGCUGCUUAUAACGCAGCACUGAGCUGUAACGAGAACGACGGCGAGUCCAUGGACCGGGACUCCCAGUACAGCUCGAGUCAGAAGACCAAGCGCAUGCGGACAUCCUUCAAGCACCACCAGCUUAGGACCAUGAAGUCCUACUUCGCCAUCAACCACAACCCAGACGCCAAGGACCUCAAGCAGCUCGCCCAGAAGACCGGCCUCACCAAGAGGGUCUUACAGGUCUGGUUCCAAAAUGCUCGUGCCAAGUUCAGGAGAAACCUGCUGCGGCAGGAGAGCACCGGGGUGGACAAGGCGUCCGACGGCUCCACGCUGCAGGGCGGUACGCCAUCGGGUCCGGCUUCGGAGAUCUCCAACGCCUCCAUGAGCCCCUCUAGCACCCCCACCACCCUGACAGACUUGACCAACCCCACCAUGCCCACCGUCACCUCUGUGCUCACCUCAGUGCCGAGUGGCAUGGACGUCCACGAGUGCCGGAGCCCAUCACAGACCACGCUGACUAGCCUAUUCUGAUGGAAGGAGCCCUUCGGGCGAGCCUCACCCCUAUGCCCCCUGACCCCCCCACCCCUCACCUCUGCUCCACCCGCCUGGAUCUAAAACUGAGCACUGUUGACUCCUUCGAACAUUAAACGGAUUAGUAAAGAGAAGGUAACGGAAACAUAAAAAAAAAGAAAAAAAGAUUUCAUUUCGCUCUGAGUCCAUUAGAGACUAUUUGCAUAGUGAGGCGGCCCAGCCUUACAGAUGGAACAGUUGUUGUUAUUUUGAUGUUGUUGUCUUGUCGAGAACUGAGGAGACUUGAUUUGCAUUUUUCAAUGUUUACAGAAAGUGACUGCGGGGGGAAAAAAACUGCUUAAUUUUUGGAAAUUCUUUUUUUCCAGCACAGUAUUUAUGUUGUUGUACAAGAGUCACUGUUAGAAGGAUUGUAAAAAAUCAUUUUUUGAAAAUCUGAGAUUAAAGACAGGUUACAAUAUCCUACGACUGCCACGUGCCUUAUAGUCCAUUUAAUCUUAACUGCUGUUCUCAGAAGUCCACCAAGAUCAGACACCAAUGAUUUGACUUCAUUGCAUGUGUGUGUGUGUGUGUGUGUGUGUGUGUGUGUGUGUGUUAUGGUUUGUUCUGCUUAUAGUUUUGGCAAACUAAUUAUUCCUCCUAAUCGUAACUUUUUUUUUACCUACUUGAAUCUUCUUCCUCACUUUGUUAAGAAGUGCUAAAACCUGCUGGACACAAUGAUUAGUUAUUCUUUCAGUAUUUUGGGGCAAUAUUUUCAGGGAGACGGAUUCUCUCUGUGUCUUGGCAGUGUGUAUAUGUGGCAUGAAGGGCAUCAGUCCACUGAUGAGGCUACUGUUUAUAGCUGUGCAGUCAGCCAACAAUAAUCCACUCAGAUCUCAAAGAUCAGAUAUCAAAACAGUUCAUGUUAAAAUAAGCCAAACUUUACUCUUCCCCUCUGUUCAUGGAAAAUGUCUGUUGAGACCUCUGGUACAAUCUGAAGCAAAAAAGAAAGAUCUUGCAUUAGCCUGCAAUACUAUUUAAAAAAAAAUGUUUAUGUCUCUUAAGACAAAUGGAAUCAUGUCACAUCAAUGAACUUGUGCUGUAAAUCCUCCUGCAGUGCUGCUCCUGCACAUUCUCGUACACGUCCCCGUUGUAGUCCGGUUCUGUAACAAAUUUAAACACUACCAAUUAUAACACUUUUCUUUUCGAAGAUCUUUUGCAACUCCAAGUGUAAGUGUUCUUCAUCGACUGAUGUGUCAGGCUGGAAUAUACACGGUGGUGUGUUUCUCUGAUUGGUCAAAGGGAUUUGUGGCACAGUGACGCCUCUAAACCAGAGCUAUGAGUGGAAUUGCAGUUAAGUUCAGCCACUGAGAGGUUGGGGUGAACGUACAUAUAAAAAAAAAAUCCAUCUAUCCAAGUGAAAUCCACUCUACUCUUUCUCAUGCAUUCCUACUUCUUGUGUUUCGACAUUUGCAUACCUGCUCAUGAGAUUAAAAUUGGAGUUUGUUUCAGUUUUCCCCUGUGCGUCAGGUCAUGUGUUAUUACAGAAAAGGUCAGAUAAAGGCUGACGGAAAGAGAUUUUUAUCACAAAAAAUUGAUUAGACGGGCUUUCCAUUUCUUCUUCUUCAUUACGUGCUACCCCACCACUAAAAAAGAACCAUUUCUGCAGAGGGUUUCUGAAUUCGGUUGUGUUUCUCAUUCACGCACAUUUGGCAUUUUCUUAAUUAGCUUAUCUUGUCCAGUGCAUCCGGGGCCACCGUACAAUGUGGGCAUGAAAAACUGGUGUAAAAGUCAAAGUGUGUACACCAAAUUCUUAAAUUUUGUGGAUUUAGUGGCAAGCCAAAUAAACUGAACUUGAAAAUAAAAUAUCAAAAUAUGUUUCAGGAUAACUGCACAGACACAAUCAGGCCUUGAUCAGGUCCACAUAUUAAGUCCUGUAGAUCUGACCUGACCUCUAAAGGGAAGCCACGCUUUAAAACACGAGAUUAACUUAUUAUCAUGCUCUGCCAUACAAUGAAAAUUUAUGCAGCAAGAAAGUGUGUGUACAUAUGUGUGUGUGCGUGUGUGUGGGCUGCGGCCUGCUGUCUGUGAAUAGUAUGUUUGAUUAUCCCGUUUCAUGAGGACCGUUACAUUCAUCCACUUUCACCAAAUGUGGCACUAAAAAAGAAAAGAAAAAAAAAAAAAACUCACUCCCCCGAUCACUUAAAAUAAGCAUCUGUGCCAAAGCUGCGAGCGAUAGUAGCUGACAGCCUUCCCGAAAGUGUAAUCAUAAAAAAUCUGUUUUCAUGAGCAGCUUUUCCUCACUCUACUGGAGCAAAAUGUGCUCAAUUUUCUCAUGGCUCCAGCAGCGGGGACUUGAGCUGAUCAUAAAGGUAGAGGAAGAUUUUCCACUUAAAACUAUCACUUUACAAUCCAACACGGAAGUUUAACUAGGAGGUGGUGAGUGGGUGGUGGAGGGAAGAGGUCUGGAGAAUAGCAGUCUUUAAGACUUUGUAAGCAAAACAUGAAUUAUAAAAAAUAGACCUUGACUUCCCCUGCAGCGCAUAAUUAGAAAUGGAUGUACAUAAAAAAAAAGAGAGGAGUUCCUCACUGCUUACAAACUUGGUAAUUACCUCUGCGAUGAUGUGAGGAGAUUAACGUGACCACUGACAAAACACUCCACGUGACGAAAUCUGCUUAUCGCGUUGGCCAUAUCUCUACAGGUCUGUCGACAGCUUCAGUAAAUAUAUGAAGAAUAUGAAGUGUGUGUGUGUGUGUGUGUGUGUGUGUG
Molecule: messenger RNA, 5103 nt
Organism: Larimichthys crocea (large yellow croaker)
Lineage: Eukaryota; Metazoa; Chordata; Actinopteri; Sciaenidae
Gene: lhx2b
Product: LIM homeobox 2b
Exons: 5
Coding region: 1104-2357 (417 amino acids)
Biological process (GO): regulation of transcription by RNA polymerase II; neuron differentiation
Cellular component (GO): nucleus
Molecular function (GO): RNA polymerase II transcription regulatory region sequence-specific DNA binding; DNA-binding transcription factor activity, RNA polymerase II-specific
Source: RefSeq, a predicted model, not a curated record